Messenger RNA from Fukomys damarensis (Damara mole-rat), 5739 nucleotides. RefSeq names its product angiomotin (gene Amot). The record is from RefSeq and is a predicted model, not a curated record. Gene Ontology annotation, molecular function: signaling receptor activity. The transcript has 15 exons. The coding region runs from base 913 to 4122 and encodes 1069 amino acids. Gene Ontology annotation, cellular component: bicellular tight junction; cytoplasmic vesicle; plasma membrane. Lineage: Eukaryota; Metazoa; Chordata; Mammalia; Rodentia; Bathyergidae. Gene Ontology annotation, biological process: actin cytoskeleton organization; hippo signaling; establishment of cell polarity involved in ameboidal cell migration.
UCCUGGGCGGUCCUAGCCGCUCUCAGCUAGAAGAAAAGCCACCCGUUCCUCCCCCUCUACCUCCCAUCCUUUGCCCUAGAGCUGCCUUCAUCGCAGUCACGCCCCUUCCUUCCGAGGAGCUUUCAGGCUGCCUAAACUGGUAGACCCCUGAAUUACUCCUCCAUCUCCGCUCUCUUUCCUUUCGCCCCCUCUUCCCUUAGUUCUCCCCGCCUCCCCCACACUACCACUACCUCCAGUCUCUCUCGCCUCCCACAGUCCACUGCUCCACCCUCUGGCCCGGUAUCCUGUCUGUCCACUGCCACCAAGAAGAGCCCGGACGGAGGAGCGAGGAGGGGAGCAGCCGGGAAUUGGGGCUUCCCCCUGCCCAUCCCUGGCCGCUGGCCCGGACCGGGGACCAAAGCCACUUGAGCAAGCAGAGUCGUCACCUUGUCUUCGUUGCCUGCAGGGAUUUGAGCUUCUCCAGUUGUUAAAUGGAAUUGAUCACAUGUGCCUUUAUUUCUGCACAGAACUGCUGAGAAGAACGGGAGGGAAGGGGCUUUUGGCUGCUUAGAAAGAAGGCUGAGAAACUAAAGAGUGACCACUGGUUGGACUCUUGGCGGCGCUUACCCUGAACCUGAGUGUUAGGGGAGAGGGAAUCUGCCACUGCGGUUUCUGGAGCUGCUCAUAAGCAAGAUUUCCCUAUCCUGAUCAAGGCUUUAAGCCUAAAAGAAAGCAGAAAUAGCUCCCAUCGCAUGCUGAACUGCUUUACAAAUCCUGUCUUUGGGAUAACUCUCCCCACUGUCCGUCCCUUCCUCCACAGCCAUAAGACUUGGAUUUUUUUAUUUAAAUACAUUACAGAGAGAUGAACCACGUCAAGGGCAGCCCAAGUGCCCAAUUUCUCUCUCUCUUCACAAGGCACCACCUGCGAUAGAGAUGAGAAAUUCUGAAGAACAGCCAAGUGGAGGGACUACAGUUUUGCAGCGUCUGCUACAAGAGCAGCUUCGCUAUGGCAAUCCUAGUGAGAAUCGCAGUCUGCUUGCCAUCCACCAGCAAGCCACAGGGAAUGGCCCUCCUUUCCCCACUGGCAGUGGGAACCCAGGCCCUCAGAAUGAUGUGUUGAGUCCCCAAGACCACCAUCAACAGCUGGUAGCACACCCUGCUCGCCAGGAACCCCAGGGCCAGGAAAUCCAAUCAGAAAACAUCAUCAUGGAGAAGCAGCUAUCUCCCCGAGUACAGAAUAAUGAGGAACUUCCGACCUAUGAAGAAGCCAAGGUCCAGUCCCAAUAUUUUCGGGGCCAACAGCAUGCCAGUGUUGGAGCUGCCUUCUAUGUCACUGGUGUCACCAACCAGAAGAUGAGGACUGAGGGACGCCCAUCAGUUCAGAGGCUUAAUCCUGGGAAGAUGCACCAGGAUGAAGGACUCAGAGACCUUAAACAAGGGCAUGUCCGCUCCUUGAGUGAACGAUUGAUGCAAAUGUCACUAGCCACCAGUGGAGUUAAGGCCCAUCCACCUGUUACCAGUGCUCCCCUCUCCCCACCACAACCUAAUGACCUCUACAAGAAUCCCACAAGUUCCAGUGAAUUCUACAAGGCCCAAGGGCCAGCUCCCAACCAGCAUAGCCUGAAGGGCAUGGAACACCGAGGCCCCCCACCAGAGUAUCCCUUCAAGGGCAUGCCACCCCAAUCUGUAGUGUGCAAGCCCCAAGAGCCAGGGCACUUCUAUAGUGAGCAUCGCCUGAACCAGCCAGGGAGAACAGAGGGGCAACUGAUGAGGUAUCAGCAUCCCCCUGAGUAUGGAGCAGCCAGGCCAACGCAGGACAUCUCAUUGCCAUUGUCAGCCAGGAGCUCACAACCUCACAGCCCUACUUCUUCCCUGACGUCGGGGGGUUCCUUGCCCUUGCUGCAGUCUCCACCGUUUACUAGAUUGUCUCCUGCCCAGCAUCCCUUAGUCCCAAACCAGGGAGACCACUCAGCUCACCUACCUAGGCCCCAGCAGCAUUUUCUACCUAAUCAGGCUCACCAGGGGGAUCAUUACCGCCUCUCUCAACCAGGCCUGAGUCAGCAGCAACAGCAGCAGCAACAGCAGCAUCACCACCACCACCAGCAGCAGCAGCAGCCAGGAGAAGCCUAUUCAGCUAUGCCUCGGACCCAGCAGUCUGCUUCUUACCAGCCAAUGGCAGCUGACCCUUUUGCUAUUGUCUCCAGAGCCCAGCAGAUGGUUGAGAUCCUCUCAGAUGAGAACCGAAAUCUGCGUCAGGAGUUGGAAGGAUGCUAUGAGAAGGUGGCAAGACUACAGAAGGUGGAGACAGAAAUCCAGCGAGUCUCAGAAGCAUAUGAAAACCUAGUAAAGUCAUCCUCCAAAAGAGAGGCCCUGGAAAAAGCCAUGAGGAACAAGCUGGAGGGUGAGAUUCGGAGGAUGCAUGACUUCAACAGGGAUCUGCGAGAACGUCUAGAGACUGCCAAUAAGCAGCUUGCAGAGAAGGAGUAUGAGGGGUCUGAGGAUACCAGGAAGACAAUCUCUCAGCUUUUUGCAAAAAAUAAAGAAAGCCAGAGAGAGAAGGAGAAGCUGGAAGCAGAGCUGGCCACUGCCCGUUCUACCAAUGAGGACCAAAGGCGACACAUUGAAAUCCGAGACCAGGCCUUGAGCAACGCCCAGGCCAAGGUGGUGAAGCUGGAAGAAGAGUUGAAAAAGAAGCAGGUAUACGUAGAUAAGGUGGAGAAGAUGCAGCAGGCCCUUCUACAACUCCAGGCAGCAUGUGAGAAACGGGAGCAGCUAGAGCACCGUCUUCGGACAAGACUGGAGAGGGAACUGGAAUCUCUUAGAAUCCAGCAGCGCCAGGGCAACUCUCAACCCACCAACAUUUCAGAAUACAAUGCUGCUGCACUGAUGGAGCUCCUGCGAGAAAAGGAAGAGAGGAUUCUGGCCCUGGAAGCUGAUAUGACAAAGUGGGAGCAGAAGUAUUUGGAAGAGAAUGUGAUGAGACAUUUUGCUCUGGAUGCUGCUGCAACUGUGGCUGCUCAGAGGGAUACAACAGUCAUCAGCCACUCUCUGAACACAAGCUAUGACACAGCCCUAGAAGCUCGCAUCCAGAAAGAGGAGGAAGAAAUCUUUGUGGCCAACAAGCGUUGUCUGGACAUGGAGGGCAGGAUCAAGACCCUCCAUGCUCAGAUUAUUGAGAAGGAUGCCAUGAUCAAAGUACUCCAGCAACGCUCCCGGAAGGAAACGAGUAAGACAGAGCAGUUGUCAUCCAUGCGGCCAGCAAAGUCUCUGAUGUCCAUUUCCAAUGCUAGCUCAGGCUUGCUCUCCCACUCAUCCACCCUGACUGGAGUACCCAUCAUGGAAGAGAAGAGAGAUGACAAGAGCUGGAAGGGGAGCCUAGGUAUUCUCCUGGGUGGAGACUACCAUGUAGAGUCUGUCUCAUCCACCCCUUCACCUGUGCCUCCCUCUACUCCCCUGCUCUCUGCUCACUGCAAGACAGGAAGCCGAGACUGUAGCACUCAAACUGAACGUGGAACGGAGCCCAACAAAACUGGAGCUGUUGCUCCCAUAUCUGUUCCUGCUCCAGUUGCUGCUGCCGCCACUGCUGCAACCAUCACUGUCACUGCUGCCACCAACACUGCCACUGCUGCCACCAACACCAUUACUAUGGUAGCUGCUGCCCCAGUUGCUGUUGCCACUGUUGCUGCUGCUGUUGCUGCUGCCCCAUCUCCAGCAACUUCUGCUAUUGCUGCUGCUGUUUCUCCAGCUGCUGCUGCUCAGAUUCCAGCUGCAGCAUCUGCUGCUGUUGCUCCUGCUGCUGCUAUUCAGGUUGCUCCAGCUGCUCUGGCUCCAGUUCCAGCUCCAGCUCCAGUUCCAACAGUGGCUCAGCCUUCUGCUCAGGCUCAGACUCAGGCACCAACUCCAGCUCCGGCUGCAGCUCCUAUUCCAACUCCAGCUGCAACUCCAGCUUUGGCUCAGAUUGAGGCUCCUGCAAGUCCAGCUAACAGUGGUUCGGGAACAUAUCAUUUUUCUGUACCAAGUUUGACCUGCAAUCCAGAAAACACAGAUGGUCCUGUCUUGCACUCCAGUGCUUUGGAAAGAAAAACUCCUAUUCAGAUCCUGGGACAGGAGCCUGAUGCAGAGAUGGUAGAAUAUCUCAUCUAAAUGGCCCAAGCAAGAGCUGCAGUUUAUCAGCAAGAAUGCUUUUAAUCAUAUUCCCUUUUUGUUUGUUCUUAUUUCAAGGGUGAAGACAAGGGUUGGGGGAGGGGAUUUUUUAAAGGGGACUUUUUAUUGGAACAAUAUAAUGCUUAAGUAAUACCAUAUGAACUCCAGUCUAUUCUGAUAUACAUAGGGAAUACCUCUAAAAGAUAGAUUAAUCAGAAUGUGCUCUGAAGUUUACUGUUGGGGUUUAUAUACUGGGACAGUUAACAAGCAGAUAAACAUUGAUGUUUUCAAUGUGCUUAAAUUUGUUUCAGUUUUUCUAUUUGAAUCAUUUUUACUGAAGAGCACAGUAUGUGUGGAACACAGUGUAUAAUAUGUAGUGUGGAAGUGGGAAGCCAGAGAGAGUUUAAGUGUGUGUUCCCUUUGUCUAGUUACUAUCUAGACAGCAGCCACAGAAAGCUCUCAUCUCAGGCUCAUGCAAAGGAAUAGUUUUAAGAACUGUGUAAGCCGGAGCAAAGGUAGGGAGUAUUGGAAUAUGAAAGGGUGCUGGAGCUCAUUUUCCCUCCCAAUGGCCCAGCUACCCUCACCCUAGUGGACUACAUUUAUCUUCAUUUCAGUGGUGCUUCUCAAGUGGAUUCUUUUGAUUCCCUCCUGGAGGUUCAUAUAUCCAUAUUUGUACUCUGGAAUAAUUUAUGCAUUUGGAUAAUUAAUAUAUUGUCUUCAGAUGCUAGGGAGAGUAAAUUACCUGAGCGAUGCACAACUUCCUCUCUUGUAGAGAGUUAGGCAUCAGAGGCCUUGAUUGAGAGUUGCAUGAGCUGCUGCCACAUGCAGACUUCUGUAGUUGGGUGUAGCCAUGAGCACACCUCACUUGCCUUUUCUAAGACCAGUUGGCCUAGUGUUUAUUUCUUCUAGGACGCACAUUCACAGGCUUCAUCACCAGUUUCCAAUGGCCAGUCAUUUGCAAAACAAGAAAGCAUUUUUGCUGACAGGUUGAAUGCAUUGAAUUUCUGAUGACUACUUUAAAAUAAGUCCUCUGAUUAAUUUUCUCCAAUUCUUAGCAUGUCUUAAAAGGCAUAUGUGACUGUCACCCCUAAGGGAGUAGCAUCAGAAGUCCAAAGUACUAUGCUGCAGUCAGGAGAGUGGCUGGUUGCAGCUGGCUCCUCAGCUACCUCUUUUCACCACCAAUGAUUCCAUCUUGGAAUCCCUUUGGGAAGCAGUGAGAAUAUACAUGUGGGUGGGGACCAGAGGAGGCUUUAGCCAUAGACUUGCUGUAGGGCUGCCUCCAAGGUGUUCCAGAGGGAUGCAAGUUGCCACAGGUCCUUGCCCUGUGUCACCUCUCUGCCCCUCAUUAAAGUGACAAAUCUAUAGAUAGUGUCAUUAACAUCAAUUUCCAGGUGUUUAGGGAGGGUAAAGGGAGUAGAGUCAUUAGAUAAGGGUGGGGGGAGUAGAGGUUUUUGUCAUGAUUUAGUUAGAAACCAGAUUAAUAGAAGAGUAGCCUGAUAGAUUAUGUCAUGAUCCAUAAUGGCAGGAAGGAACUUUAGCAAUAUAGUCCUAUCUCCUAAUUUUUUUUAAUUAUUUUUUAUUUUAUUUUUUCAGCUUUAAUUGAAUUUAUUGGUACAG